Molecule: messenger RNA, 2354 nt
Organism: Myzus persicae (green peach aphid)
Lineage: Eukaryota; Metazoa; Arthropoda; Insecta; Hemiptera; Aphididae
Product: heterogeneous nuclear ribonucleoprotein L-like
Exons: 17
Coding region: 473-2140 (555 amino acids)
Molecular function (GO): RNA binding
Source: RefSeq, a predicted model, not a curated record
CGAAAUCAGCUAAAGAUAACCGCGACACCAGCUUUUUGUAGUUGUUAUUUCCAAACAUUGUGAUUCGACUCGUUGUUCAGUGGUCGUUGUCACUAAUUGUCUCCGAGGAAGUCGGAUUCCUUUAUGUAAAAUUUAUAGUUAAAUUUUAACGGAAGUUUUUCAAUCCGUUUUUAUCCGGACGGACGCCUUUUCUGUAUUGCCGUGUACAGAUUGCACAGUUGUCGUGUUUGAGUCGUUUGAAUCAUUUUCAAUUUAUAAAAAUUGUAUUAAUAAUUUGAGGCUAUAGUCUUGUUUACCUUGACGUUUUUUUGACCAUGUGGUAGUAGUGGCGUAGUAUGCAUUUUAAAUGUGAAAUCGUUCCGACACCAACUGCCAUUCGAGAGGAAAGUAUUAAUCCUUUACAAACUCUUAGUCCUACAUUAGUUACUUCGACCAUACUUAAGAAUUUUCUGCAGUAUCAUUUUGUUUUAUAAUGGCGAACAAUACCUGGAAUUCGUGGGUCUCCUACAUCCAAGAAGAGGGUACAUGGAACAUGUAUGAUGGUUUUAAACCCCAAAAAAUUACUUAUCCAGUAAAUUAUAAACACAAAAGUGUUAUUGGACGCCCAAAUCGUGUAUUACAUUUAGAAAUUAUUCGUUCUACAGUUAAAAUCACUACACAUGUAUUAUAUUCAAUCUUGAGCAUUCAUGGAGAAAUACUACGAAUUGUGGUAUACAAGAAGUUUAAUCAACUCUGGGCAUUUGUUGAAUUUAGCAAGGAAGAGUUUGCAAAAAAAGUAUUUGAUGAAUCUAAUUAUAUCACUUUAGAUUAUAUAACAUUGAGGGCCGAAUAUGGCAAGCCUUCCAGUAUAAGUGUAUUAAAAAAUCAUGAACUAACAUGGGAUUAUUCAAAGUCCCCCUUAUUAGAUUAUGUUAAUGGUUUACCUACACUUAAAUCUAUUGUCAAUGUUGUUUUAAGAGAUUCACCUCAAAAAUUAAAAGAUAUUAACAUUGCAAAACAACAUAAUAAAACUUGGGAACUGGUCGAAAACUAUGAUUUUAUUAAACCUGUUGAUAAAUCCCUUGCACCAGAAAAUACUAAAACCACACAAGUUGUUAUGACCGCAAACAGCAAAACCCGUAAAACACUCUUGGCACUUCCAUGUUCUAAAGAAUAUUCUAUUCUUUCCGUCUGUGGUCUCGACCCGGCUAAAAGCAAUUGCAAUCGACUUUUCAGACUAUUGUCUAUGUACGCUACAGUGGCUAAUAUUAAUUAUUCACGCGAGUUAAAUUCUGCUGAAGUUCAGAUCAGUAGGUGCAAUGAUAUUAAUGCGUUUGCUCAAAUUCAACAUCAUUAUCUUUCACACGGAUUCAACUUAUCAUUCCAGUAUUUAAAAGAUAAGAAGAUAAAAAAACGUUCUAUCAAUCCAUUUGUUUUGCCCGAUGGAUCACCAUCAUAUAUAGUCUAUGAUCGAAAAUUGGUGCAACAUGCAUCAAGUCCUCCACCAUCCAGAGUGCUCCGCUUUGAUGGUGCACCCAAUAUUCACGAAGAAAAACUUAUUUCACUAUUAAAACAAAAAAUUUUAACUAAAAAUUUGAAAAUCAAAAUGAUUCCUCCGAAAGAUAAAAAAAGUUUGACGAUCAGCGGUGAAAUUUGGUUUUCCACUGUAAGUGAAGCUAUUGAAGUUGUAAUGGAAUUGAAUUAUGCUAUUUUUUGGAAUAAAGAUACCAACAAGAAGGAUUACGUAUUGAAAUUGUCAUUUAUAUCUGAAGUAUUACCAAUGCCUAAAAUGGAUACGAUUAAAACUGAAAAUAAUAAAGUGAUAAAAACAGAAGAUGAAAAUGGUAUCAAAACAGAAGGCAUUACAGUGUCCAAAACAGAAGGCAUUGAAGUAACCAAAACAGAAGAUUAUAAAGUAAUAAAAACAAAAAAUAAUAAAAGAAUCAAAGUGGAAGACUAUAAAGUUACCAAAACGGAAGAUGAUAACGCUAUCAAAACAGAAGGCAUUACAGUGACCAAAACAGAAGAUUAUAAAGUAAUACAAACAGAAAAUAAUAAAAGAAUCAAAGUGGAAGACUAUAAAGUUAUCAAAACAGAAGAUGAUAAAGCAAUCAAAACAGAAAACUAUACAGUAAUCAAAACAGAAGUUAAUCAAUCCUAAAUUUCAAAUUUAUAUUGUUAACAUUAUGAUUUUGCAUACUGUCUAUUUAAAUAAAAAUGUUCUAAUAUAGGUAGGUAUUUUAUAAAUAACUGAUAUUGUGAAUAAUUCACAAUAACGACAAAAGAAUAGCUCUAUAAAGUAGGUAACUUACAUAUGAUUCAUUUAUUAUGCAUUUUCUGUUUAAGAGGUAUUUAAUUUUUUUUCUAAAUUAUAU